Dunckerocampus dactyliophorus (ringed pipefish) is the source of this 14399-nucleotide messenger RNA. It is a transcript of the gene lpp, whose product is annotated as LIM domain containing preferred translocation partner in lipoma. The record is from RefSeq and is a predicted model, not a curated record. Bases 11268 to 12968 code for a protein of 566 amino acids. Gene Ontology annotation, biological process: cell-cell adhesion. Gene Ontology annotation, cellular component: focal adhesion; stress fiber. Lineage: Eukaryota; Metazoa; Chordata; Actinopteri; Syngnathiformes; Syngnathidae. The transcript is spliced from 11 exons.
GUUUUCCAAGUGUUCCUUUAAUUUUUUUUGAGCAGUGUAUAUAUAUAUAAGUAGUACAGCGGCCGACCGGGGCGAACGCUCCAAACAACAGAAAUGAUCCAAUACCAAAAACAUACAAAUUAUAAAUACUGUACACACACAUGCAGCAGGGAAAUGCUGCAAAUUGAAAAUGCUGAAAUCACAUAAACACAGCAGGAUCAAAAACAAAUUCAAAAGAAAAAUGCUGCAAAUACCCAAAAGAGACACAAACCCCAAAACAUCUGCGUGAGAAAUGCUGAAAGGUUGACCCACAAGACAACAAAUCCCACACUCUGCAAAGUAAUAACUGCUAAACUUACAUGAAGCAGAAGAGAGAACCUGAGGAAGCCAUAGUCCUUGUUGCCGAGGACAUCAAGUAACUAGACAGAUAUAGAAGAUGACAUGAUUAACACUACAAUUACAAUAACAACACUACAGUAAUGAUACCAUGUUUGUUUGUUUAAUUCCAGCAAUAACUGCUUUCUCUACAUGCAGGAACAAUAAAGCAGCAAUUCAAUCAUUAUUAAUAGGUUAUUGCCUAAUUUCAUUCAGCAUUUAUUUAUGUGUUUGUCAGAUUUUUAUUCCAAUAUUUACUUGCUUAUUAAUUCUUUAAUCCAUCUACUUACUCUCAUUUAUUUCAUUUUAAGCAAUAUUAAUUCAAUUUUUUUUUUAAUUGACAAUUUGAUUUAUUGUUCACCACCACCUUUUUUUAUUUUACUUUUCUCCAUCACGGCACAAGCACUACUGCAUCAGCUAUCAAUCUAUUGCUACACAAUCUCUUCUCUGCGCUUUAAAUAGACAGUGGGGACUUUUAAACACAAGAAGUGGACAAACCGUAAUGACAAAAUGUAAAGACACGAAUGACUGUAAGUGUCAAAACAAAUCUGAGCAUUAUCAUCUUUGCAGAAGCUUUUGUAUAGCAGUAAAUUGUGCAACAAGUGCGAUGAUUUGUAUUAUGUUCAUUUGCCAACUUUCGGUGUGUGUUGACCUUUUAUGGUGCGUUUAGAAGUGGUCGAGAGGCUGUUGGAAGGGACUUGAGUCAUCAUUCUUUGAAAUAAAAAAGCGAGAAUGAAGGCCUUUUUUUAGGUUUAAGGUUUCUUUUUUCUCGAUCUUAUUAUGAAGAAUUUGAUAGAAGCAAAAUGAAAUAGGUGAAUUGCAGUAAAAUGACUGCUGUGAAAGAAUAAAACUGUUCAUGACCAAGUAUUAUUUGUAAGAGUUAACUGUCAUGUGAGUGUGAAAAUAAGUUAAUCAUUAAUGUCGUGUAAAACAAUAAAUCAUUCUUUGAUAAACAGUGACAACACGUACAGAGAGGCUGGUCAGUCGGCAGCGGGGUCGCUGUCAGCAGUCGACUACACAGACUGGACUUCACGCUAUAUACUGUACCCUUUCUAUUGAAAUCAUUGGUGGUGCCCGACAUAUUAGCAUUAUGAUUCACUUUGGCCUAUUUUUGAGGAGGCAGAGACACAGGGGAUUGAGAUUCCCACAGGUCCUCAAUGUAUUUGUGGCAGUGGUUUGUGGUGGGUCAGGGGUAGAUGACCUCCUCAUCCAAUUUGCAGAAUGCCGCAUGUGCUUUACAGACGCUGUGUGAGGCACAAAAAUUGAGCAAAAACCAUUAAAAAUAAAACAAAUUGUAGAAAUACAAAUUAACUUUUGUUCCAGUGUGCAACUAACCAUUAUUUUCUUAGUCGAUUCAUCGAAAGUUUGUUUUGAUGAAUCGAGCAAUCGGUUAGGUCGUAGACCAGGGGUGUCCAAAGUGUGGCCAGGGACUUGUUUAUAAUUGGCCUGUGGCACAAUGUAGAAGUAAAAUAUAACACCAAAAAACAGCAAAAAUUUGAAAAAUAGAGCAAAAAAGGACAAUGUAAAGAAAAAAAUCUGAAGUGUUGAUACUAAUAAUAUAAUACAAGGCUUCGGUGGCUUUAAAUAUCCAUCCGUCUUCUAUGCCGCUUAUCCUCAUUAGGGUCGCGGGUAUGCUGGAGCCUCUCCCAGCUGACUUGGGGCGAGAGGCGGGGUACACACUGGACUGGUCGCCAGCCAAUGGCAGGGCACAUAUAGACAAACAAGCAUUCCCACUCACAUUCAUGUCUAUGGACAAUUUAGAGUCACCAAUUAACCUAACAUGCAUGUUUUUGGAAUGUGGGAGGAAACCGGAGUACCCGGAGAAAACCCCCACACACACGGAGAGAACAUGCAAACUCCACACAGAGAUGCCCAACGGAGAUUCGAACCCAGAUCUUCCCGAUUGUGUGGCCAACAUGCUAACCACUAUGCCACUGUGCAGCCGCCUUUAAAUACAGUAUAUGUAAUUUUUUUUCUUUAGCCGUUUUAUAAAAUAAAUCCAUUCAUCCAUCCAUUUUCUAUAUUGCUUGUCCUCACUAGGGUUGCGGAUAUGCUGGAGCCUAUCCCAUCUGUCUUCGGGCGAGAGGCGGGGUACACCCUGGGCUGGUUGCCAGCCAGUCGCAAGGCACAUAUAGACAAACAGCCAUUCACACUCACAUCCACACACACACACACACACACGAAUCAGGAGGGGAGCUUAUUGUCAGCUGACUGAUGUCUUAGGACGUCUACAAAGUGAUGUUAAUGAGGUGAGUGACAAAUGCGAUCGACCCACACUACCUGCGAUCGACGUAAUGGGCACCCUUGGUGUAGCGUGUUGGGAAAGAGUACCACGGGUUACCCAGCAUGCCUUGCGGCGUGCACAUAGGGGUGUAAUUUUGCGUGUUUGUUCAUGCGCAGGUGUUUAUUUUGAUGUCCGUGUGGUGUAUUUGUUAAAAGUUGCUUUGUGUGUUCCAUAUGUGUUAACUUUCUUCUUAUUGUUGUUGCACCAUGAGCGAGGUGGAUGUUUGUGUUGCUGAUCCCCAGUUCCUUUGUGCAGUAUCAUUGCGUGUUUGCUCAGCUAACAGCUGCAAAUAAAGAGUAUUUCCUUAAGCAAGCCAAAUUUAGCUUUUGGCUCCUUCCUGUGCGCCAAAGUAGCAACACACCUGCAAAUUUGGCAACACCGGUCAGUCCUGCUACGCCGUUUUAUUUUCUGGCAGAGAUGAGGUGUGCCAAGAAGCGGAGUUAGGAUCCAUAGCGCCACUUCCUGUACGGAGUCGUAACAAUGCUACAGGCACAGACAGUCCCAUUAUAAUGUGUUUAUGAGUGAGAGUGAACGGGUACCAUGGGCCCCCACAAUGAAGUGAGUGUAUGGGAAAGACUGGGAUUAGUACAUCAGUUAGAAUAAUGGGAGGUUACGAAGUUUUACUGUACGUGGGUCACGGUUCAGAAGGGAACAUCAUUGUGAUGUAAACGGAAUAGUUCUGUUAAGCGAACAUGGGAAAAGAGCCUGACUGUACUUGUUAAAAGGAGGACUUUUAAAGACCCUGACACCAUGUGAAUUUCAAAUCAAUAUCACUGAGUCCCCCUCCCCACCCCCUCCCUAACCCCCCUCGAGAGCGUAGCUAUCAAACCGCAUACAUCUGCGUCGCUCAGAAACAUUUCUGACUCGAGAUACAUUAAACAUAGCGCUCCUUUUCUAUAAGAAAAAAAACUCUGGAUGAAAAGGACACAUUUGACAGUGUUGAUGAUGUUAAAGUUAAAAAGAUGCGCGCCUCCGCCGCCUUUGAGCUGCAGACCCUCCUGGUGGGUUCAGUCAAGUUAUUCUGGCAUAUUUUAAUGGGGGAACAGCGGCGGCUUCCCAGGCUGCGGAUGAGUCGUCUGAGAGCAAAACGUAACAUCAGAACAGUUAGAGAAAGUUAAGAGCUUGUACAGGUGCAACCACUUUCUUAAAAGCCCAAUGUUCAAUGGCAAGAUUGGCCUAUUUGGACCUAAAUACCAGGAUGUUAUCUAGAACUGCAACAAUUAAUCAAUUAUCCUAAAUCAAAACAGCUAUUUUGGUAUUCAAUGUAUCGUUUUUUUUUUUUUUUUUUUUAAAUGUAAAUAUCCUCUGAUUUCAGCCCCUCACAUAUGAAUAUUUUAAAAAUUCCUUAGUCAUCCAUGAAAGCAAACAUAUUAUUUUUGUGUUUUAAACAAAGCAAGAUAUUCACACACAUCAGCUUUGACUUUGAGAAACAGUGAUCGACAUUUUUGCCUCUUUUCUGAUAUGUUGCGGACCAACCCACUACCUGUGUUUGCUUCAUAUUGAUUUGGUCCAUCUAGGGCCUAACCGAUUACUCGAUGAAUCGAAACAAUAAGCUUCAGAUUAAUCGACCAAGAAAAUAAUAUUAAUAUUGUUUAUAUUAUUAUUGUUUAUAUUAAUAUUGUUAAUAUGAUCAAUUUGACUGGCCAUUUAACAAGAAAACAGCUGCAAAAAUGGAAAAAUUAGCAGUAAUUUGAAGAAUAAAGCCAAAAUAUUCAGAGGAAAAAGUUGUAGUAGGAGAAAAUGUAGUUUUAUAAGAAUAACGUUGUAAUUUUAUGAGGGGACAAAUCAUUUUAGUAGCAUAAAGUUGAAAUAUUAGUCCUAUUAUCAAAAACAGACAAAUAAAGUAAUAAUUACGAGAACACAAUUUACAAGAAGAAAGUUGAAAUAGUUGGGAAAAAAACAGCUGAAAUUUGAUGAGAAUUAAGUCAAAAUAUUAAGAGAAAAAGGUCGCUAUUUUGUGUCUUAAUAUUAUGUGGAAAAUAAUGUCAUUUUAGUAGCAUACAAUUGAAAUAUUAAUGACUUUUUUUUGCAAUAUGAGAAAACAAAAUAGAGUUGUCAUUUUUUGAAAAUUAGGUUGGGGAAAAGUUAUAAUAUUGUGGGAAUAAAGUCAUAAUAUUGCAAUAAGAAAAAAAUACAAAUACAAAAAUACAAUCGCAAUAAUGUGGGGAAAAAGAGGAGAGAGCGAAUUUAAUACUCAUGCUUUUUCACCUAUAUGACAAAGCUGAGAUGCAUUUUUUUUCUUGAAAUAUAUGUAACUUCUUAGCAUUUUCCCAUGUGUUGCUUUACAAAAUAUUAAAGUGGCCCUUGCAUCCUUUCAUUUCUCACUUUGUAGCCUUUGCUGGAAAAAGUUUGGAAACCCCUGCCAUAAAUGCUCUAAUUAUAGGCGUGUCGUAUAUUUACCUGAAGCAAAAUUGGAGUCGGUCAAUAAUUGGAGAGAGGCUGUAAUUUCAGAAAUAUGGAAGCUCAUUACAGUAGAUCCCCAGGGGUUAUAUUUUGGGACCACCAACCAGCAAAUGGCAAAAGACCUUGAGUAAUUGAUACACACAUAAAAAUAAACUCUUCUGCCAACUUGACGUUGAUGUUCUCAUCUGAUUUUGGAUCAACUUUUGCAAUAAAAGUGACUUUUGGAGUUAGGUCCAUUUCGCAAAGUCAGAGAGUGGCAAAACCCCCCCAAAAAAAAGCAGAAGAAAAGGCAAAACAUGCCGAGUUAAACCUUGUCUUUAAGGUCCUAAGAGACGUCAAGCAUUGUUGUGGUUUUAGAGGAAUAUUUUGUUCACAUUCCGAAUUGUACGCUGACUUUAGAGGUUCCGCUGUUUGUGCCAAGCUCAUCGAGACAUGAAAUGUGCACAAAGUCAAGCUGGGCGCAGGCAGAAGGAAAGUGAUUUGAAGUGUUUCCUCAUGUUGUCAUAACAGCACUGUUGUGUGUUUCCUAAUAACACUAAUUGAUGUUGCCAUUUGAAUGAGAGACGCGUCCUAGAAACUCCUCUUCACAGCUGAAGUCACGGAACAGCACAGCUGGCGCUGGAAACACAGGAGGGUCCUCACAUGCACUGCAUGUUUAUCCCACUUUACUACUUGACUUGCAAUAAUUACACCGCAUUCUGCAUGUCCUCCUCCUCCAGCCUGCCCCUUCCCCCAGUGGCUCUUUCGGAGAGAAAAUUAAUAUCCAAGAAACUUGUAAUCUGCUCUUGCGUAACAGGAAUUUGUCUGUGGCUUUAUUGCUCAAUGUUGCAGGACACAUCAUGCGUUUGGUAAAUACUUUGCCGCAGCACAAAAUCAUCGCUAACAUCGGUCCAGUAGGGCAUUUUAUCUGCAAAGAUUAGGAGGAGGGUUCAUACUAUUCCCAUAUCUUGAAACUCUCCUUUGAACCUGUACCGUCAGAGACAAACAUGUAGAGAGUUGCAUCUUGUUGCUGUCCAAUAAGUAUGCAAGAGGACUGGAAUGAUAUUUUAAUGAUAAUCACUAGGGUUGUAACAAUACAAGUAUCUGCAUCGAACCGUUCAAUACACAUGUGUACCGAACCGUGACCCUGUAUCGAACAGUUUCAUAUUCAUUUUUAUCAACUUCUGACGGCGCUCUGUGCUGAAAGCUCAGUGUAUCUGCGAUCAACUACUCUGGCUUAGGUCGCAUUGUCAAGCACAGAGCCACUGAGCUCCGCCUCCCACAUUCAUACCAUGCUGAAAAUGUUGAUAAAUGUGAAAAAUGUAGGCAAUUUCAAUAAAAUUCAAAUUAAUAAAGGCAAGGGAAUUUAUUUUUUGUAUCGAAAAAAUAUUGAACCGUAACACAAACGUAUCGAACCGGACCGUGAAUUUUGUGUAUCGUUGCACCCCUACUAUGUAGCGUUCAUUAUGCAUACACUUCAUGUAUUACGUCCAGUUAGCAUUUGCUAUAAAGCAUUACAGAUACUGUAUACCAGAAAUUAAAAGGAGUAUGCAAAAGACAAUGAAGCCGAAGUCAAGGCAACAUAUUAAAAGCUUUCAGCAAAGGGCACAUUUUCCAAUUCAUUGUGAAAUAGUAGUUUGACAAACGAACUUGGAGAAAGCACGUUUCUAUUGUGGAGUUCAUGACGUGAAACAAUGGGCUUUUUUUUUUUUUACAUAACUUGAUGCUAUGAGUGAACAGAUAACUUUUGUUAUAGAUAUAGGCAUGUGACAGCUCAGUUACUAAAGAUGAAAGUUGCAUUAUCUGUGUGUGGCUGCCGACGUCUGUUCUCCACUUUUUUUCUUUUUUUUUGCCGCCGAAGCACAACAGCGAAUCAGGUGUCAGCUGACUGAUGUCAUAUGACAUCUACUAAGUGACGGUUAUGAUGUAGGUGGCACAGUACUUUUGCGCUUGCCGUAAUGGGCACCCCUGAUAUAGCAUAUAUGCCCAUUCAUACAAUGUAUUACUUAACAUUGUUUUCACGUCAAACCCUCCCCAAAACAAACUCACUUCCAUGGUGUCGUGGUUUUUAUUUUACUGUGGUGCUGCGCCACAAUCCAUUGAAUGUAGUGGAAACCCUGAUGUGUGUGUGUGUGUGUGUGUGUGUGUGUGUUUGUAUGUAUGUGUAUAAGAGUAAACAAACGGCUACUUUCGCAUUACAUUGACAAAUAAAGGCGCCAUUAUGGGCUUCGGAGAAUGCUACUGCUGCUGUUUUGCGGUCUAAAACGGCUACGACGCACCCGCCAACGGUGGCAAUUUGGGUCAAGACCCAAUCAGACCUCUAGCUGGUGGGACAACUUUGACAAGCAUACACACCGACAUAAUUCAAUGUGUAUACUGUAUAUACAAGAGUAUCACGACUUGUUUGACACCAGCAACAUCCCCAAAAUUAAAACCCAACAAAUAAUCCCACUCAUUCCCACAAAGAAGCUUGCAUGCUUCCUGUCCAUUUUGAGAUUUUACAAAAAAAAAAAAAAUCACUCUGCUCUCUCAAUUGGUACCAAAAUAGAGGCAAUAAUUAAACCACGUCUAUUUAAGGUGUUUGUGUGCUGUCAUUAUUUUGUCACAAAUGUGCUGAGCCAGCUAUCAGGUUGAGUGCUGCCCAUAUUUUUGUCUGGAGCUAAACAGAACGUGCCGUCAACCAGGCUUCAGAUGGCCCACAUAUCCAAGCAGGGCGAAUGUCAACCAUCACAGAGACACUUUGUCCAUUUAAUGUUAGCUCUGGAAGUCUGCGUUUGUAGCGCUACCACUUGUGCAUACACAGUUAGAUUGCAGGGAGAGAAUUCCAGUAAUGUGAUCUUGGCGAGCUUCCCCCCAGUUAAUAACAUCUGCAGUAUGUGUUUGGUCUUGUUCAACGUGCAAGGGCCAGAGCUCAUACAGGAAUAUACUACGAUGGAGAUACUUUCUACAGAGCAGGGAAUUUAUUUAUUUAUUUAGAUCACGUUUAUUAUGACAUUUUUGGAGAGCUGCCCAAAUCGCAAAUUUCUCUUUAGAUUAAUAUAGUAUUAAUUAUUAACUAUUAAAGUAACUAUCUUAUACUUAUAUCACAAAGCUGCAAUGCAGUUCUUUUUCUUGAAAUAUAUAUAACUUCUUUGCAUAUCUACAUGUAUAUGUGUUGCGUUACAAGUUGCACCCUUUCAUUUUUCACGAUGUGGCCCUCGCUGGAAAAAAUUUGGACACCUCUGGUUUACAUGUAUGACCUUGGAGACUUUGAUGGUUACUUAGUUGUACAAAUGUACAUAUAUGUGCUAAUGUGAAGUUUUCGACGUAUGUCAACGUAUGAUUCAUAUGUCCCGCAUCCACGGGCAAUAAGUUAUGCGUUCGUUGACACCCGUUCACACACGUUAUUUGUAAAUUACGUACAAGUCGUAAUACGUCAACAUACCUUGAGACAGAACUGUCUUCUUGGCGAGGGGAGAGGAGAUGGAGGCUGUCGUGUUUGCAUUUGCAGGUAAGUUUGCAGCUUAACCAGUAGAGGGCACUGUGAUACUGGGAAUGGAACCAACUUUUUUUUUUAUUUUCUGUCAACUUUAUUAAAGCCUUAGCGAGUCACAAAUCCAUGAGUCGUAGCGUGUGCAGCCGACACCAGGGGUCUCAGACUCGCGGCCCCCGGGACGAUAGUUUGCGGCCCACUUCUUAAUAUGAAAGAUUAAUAUUCGUGUGGCCCGCAGGUUUGAUAUGAAUGACACUUGUCGUGUGCGGAGCUGAACGAACCAAUCACGGUGAGGUAUAUGGGUCUCGAGGGCGGGACCUCGGCUGAACGAACCAAUCACGGUGAACCAACCACUCAGCUGGGCAGAGGAGAAGCCGUGAAGCUGCUGACUCCGCUCUGUCUCCGAGGAAAUGAAUGAAUGAGCGAGCCAAUGAGUCAAGGUGGCCCUCGAGACUCAUAUAGACUCGUAUGAAUCAUACGUGGACAUAUGUGGAAAAUGCAUACACAAAAUUUUUGGACGACUUAGACGUACUACGACGUACGCCAGUGUAUUGGCCAAAUUUUUCAUACGUUGGCAUAAGAUGGCUAAAUCGUGAAGGUGUGACAGGCGUUGUGCGUUGGGCAUAAAUUGCGAACACCGGCAACACGCUACGCAUUCGUUGAUAUAAGUUGUCUACAAGUUAGAGAAACGUUCUAUAUACGUUACUAAUACGUCAUGUUUACGUCGAACUCGUUAUGAAUACGCUAUGUAUACGCCCAAAAUUGAAAAAAAAAACAUCGGCAGUUCAACGUAUGCCAUCAAAAUGAUCACGUCAGGCAUGCAUUGCCUAAAUCGUCAAGGUGUGACAGGGCCCUUACCGCAGCGGAAGCACACAGUCAAGAUAUCUUUUUCGUGACUGACUGAAUUAGCUGACCCCUUCAGAUACAGAUAUGUUAAAAUGAGGAAAAAAACAUGUUUAUUUGGCACCAUCACUUUAACACUUAGUGCAGCAUUUCUGUAAACAAAUGUCUUUUUAAGACACUUAUUGCAAUAUUCCUGUAAGCAAAUGAGUGUCUUUCUAACACACUCACUAUUGUAGUGCAGCAUUUCAGUAACAAACCUACAGCUUAUUUUAUCAACAGUGACAUCAUUUUUGUGUAACACUGCUGUGAAGUGAAAAUUUACUGCAAGGCACCUACCUGCACAUUUUGAGGAAACCAACAAAAUUUGAUAAACAAGCUUUUGGUGAAAUGUUUUCGACUUGAUAUUCCGGAGCGUGGCUCCAAAGUGCGCAUCAAAAAGCGAAACCCAUCAUUCUCGACAACACUGUAUGGCCGCAGAUCCUUGCAAAUAUACACAGAUAUGCCGUGAGUGAUCGACUUUGACCUGGGGGAGUUGAAAGGGAGUUUUGCUUGAAGUAGAGCCCCCACGGUGGUCUGGCAAUGGCUUUUUGGCUUACUAGCUCUGGGUGAUGGCGCUGCAAGUGGCUGCGCAUAUUCGUUGUUUCCAGUAUACGUAACUUUUGUGAAACAGUUGUUGCAUGUAGCAAAGUCCUUCUCCAGCUUUGUUCCACCAUCAGUACUGUCAAACCCCAAAUGCAUCCACACUUUUGACUUGUAGGCUGCCGGUGCAUCUUUCAACCGUUUUCCGCUCGUGUCCGCCAUGUUCUCUCUUUUUGUGUGUUUACUUCGCUUGCCGACUUCCGCUGCUCCCGCGAGGCGGCCCCCUAGCGGACCGCCAAGGAAUUGCGCAAAAGGAACUAAUUAAGAGUGAGGCAGUUUAUAGCGAACGUAUGUAAAUCAAAAUUAUCGAUACUUGGCGGGCGCAUAUCUCUAAUCGAUCGGGAGAUAAAAUAUCGCAAUAUAUCGGCAUAUCGAGAUAUUGUCACACUCCUAUUCAUGAACUAGCGGUGAGUCGGUACUCGCACAUUUGCUCUGCUUUACAUAUUCCUCUGCUUCGGUGUUAAAAAAAAUCACCGAGCUCGUCGUGUGAGCCGCAGCAAGGAGGCUGAAGAGCCACCAGAGUGGGGGAAAUGUGCCUUUUUUGGGGGAAAAUAUCAGUGUUUGUGUGGACAUAGCCUGAAUCUAGCCCCGCAGUGUGUUGUUUUUCGGAGAACACUAUGAUUUUUGUUUCUUCAGUGUUUCUAAUGCAAAUGUAUCCCAGUUAUCAGGGUGUACUAUUCUCCUAAGCUGCUGUUAAUAUCACCCUCAUCACUGCUGACCCGCGGCACUCCUGGGGAGUAAUCAGACUUUAAUUAUACCUUUUUAAUCACUGGAGUGUAAUCCGUGUGUGUGUGUGUGUCUGGUACACGGCAGCCUCAGCCUGUCAGAGUUAAAGGACCAUCCUUUUAUAUUUAUGUUCAUAACCUGACCCCGCUAGUUUGAUUGAACAUCGGCCAUCUUAGCUAAGGCUCAACUCCUUCUACCCCAGUGGUCAUCAUUAUCAAUAUUGUUAAUAUUAUUAUCAUUAUUAUUCUUAUUUUUAUUAUUACAAGUUGAAACGUAUGCGCCGCAGAAGUGGCUCUGUGGAAGAAAGCUGACGUUCCCAGCAAAAGCAAACCAAACUGAUAUUGCCCCCAAUGCUGACUUCAUACUUUCUCCAUAUUUGGAAAUGUUUACCUCCUCAUGAUGCUCGACAGUGGUUGGGAGAAGGGAUAUGAGUCAUUUCUCGCUGCACAAAGAUUUCAACUUGACCAAGUGACUUCCAUUAAAGUUUCCUGUGCUUUGCUCAUCCGAAGAGGAACCGGGCCGUGUUGUAUUGAACCUGCCAUCGCCUUGUGGUAAAAGUUUAGAGCCAUGUGGAACCAAGGGAACAGCGGCGAGCAGACAGGACAGGUGGCCGCCAGGAUGGAGACGACGCCGCCGUUGGGAAGUGCCAGCAUCUCCAUCUCCCAGCAGCAGGCGCCCAAGAAGUUUGCUCCCGUGGUAGCGCCCAAGCCCAAGUUCAACCCAUACAAACACAUGGGAGAACCUUCCCUCUUGGACCCUACAGCGGACUACCCUCCCCCUCCGCCGCCUGCGGAAGAGACGAGCCGCCUCCCGUCAUCAUCCGCCGCUUCCUUCCCUCCUCCCCCGCCCGCCAACUCAUACGAUUACCAGAUGAGAGGACCUGAGAAGACACUGGAGGAGCGACGCUCCAGCCUGGACGCGGAGAUCGACUCCCUCACCAGCAUCCUGGCCGACCUGGAGAGCAGCUCGCCCUACAAACCACGGACCACCCAGCCCAGUGGAUCUUCCACGCUGUCCACCCCUAGCGCUCCAGUGACCGGCUACAAGCGCAUGGUCAUCCCCACUCAGCCACCUCUGACCGCCACAAAGAAGUCAACGCCCAAACCUCAGGCCCUCGGAGGAGGCGGCUCGUCCACACUGCCAGCCAAGCUUCAAAGCCACGCGGCGCCUCAGCCGGUCGCCGCUUCCUACGCCACCGCCUCCACGCCCAGCCAGCCCACCUUCAAUGUCCAGGUGAGGUCGGCCCAACCCAGUCCCCAGCAUCAGGCGCCUGGCGGGCAGCACUUUGGCCCGCAGCAUCCAGUCCGCAGCCCCGCCCAGGUGCAGUACAUGCCGGCCCAGCCCAAAGGACCGGACUUCGCCUACGGACCGCCGCAGCCCGGCUUCUCCCCGAUGACUCAGGGUGGCUAUCAGGAGCAGCAGUACCCAUCAGGCCACCAAACGGGUGUCCAGGGUUUCAGGAGAACCGAACCGGCCCAACCAUACCAACCACCAGGACCUAAAAAGACCUACAUCACCGAUGUGCCACAGAGCCUGACCCCCUAUACUUCUGGACCAACUAUUCCACCAAAGAGCGCCGCCCCGGUGGCCCACCCCGAGGAUGAGCUGGAGCGCCUGACCAAAAAGAUGCUCUUUGACAUGGACAACCCUCCGUCAGAGGAAUACUUUGGGCGCUGCGCCAGCUGUGGGGAGAACGUGGUGGGCGAGGGCACCGGCUGCACGGCCAUGGACCAGGUGUUCCACGUGGACUGCUUCGUGUGCAUGACUUGCAGCAGCAAGCUGCGCGGCCGGCCCUUCUACGCCGUGGAGAAGAAGGCCUACUGCGAGCCGUGCUACGUCAACACCCUGGAGACGUGCACCAUCUGCAGCAAGCCCAUCAUGGAGCGCAUCCUGCGGGCCACGGGCAAGGCCUACCACCCUCACUGCUUCACCUGCGUGGUCUGCCACCGCAGCCUGGAUGGCGUCCCCUUCACCGUGGACGCCUCCAACCACAUCCACUGCAUCGAGGACUUCCACAAGAAGUUUGCCCCCCGCUGCUGCGUGUGCUCAGAGCCCAUCAUGCCGGCACCGGGCCAGGAGGAGACUGUCCGCAUCGUGGCGCUGGACCGGGACUUCCACGUGCAGUGUUACCGCUGUGAGGAUUGCGGUUCUCUGCUGUCGGAGGGCGACAACCAGGGCUGCUACCCUCUGGAUGGACACGUCCUCUGCAAGAACUGUAACACGGGACGCAUCCAGGCGCUUACCGCCAAGGCCACCACUGACCUCUGAACGACCCCGCCCACCACUGUGACCGACCGAUGCCCGCACGCUCUUUCCGCUGUCCCUCCGCUCGCUUGCACGCUAGCUCGCUUUUCAUCUCACUGAUGAACAUUCAUACUGCGUUGCUAUUUUUUUACGCUUAGCGUCGCUUCGUCGCUCGCUUUCAGAACCUGAAAACAAUGUUUUAUUAGCAGCUACAGUAAGUUAUCUUAGCACAUAGCAUCAAUGAGUCAUCUAUUCCCGUCUUUAUGCUAAGCUAGGCUAAUCCGCCAAGCAACUGGCUGCUGAUCUUUUCUCAACAGCAACAAAUUAGCCUCAAAUCACUUUUAACUCGUGGCAAUUCCAACAAUUCAACGAGUCCGCCGAUGUCUCUGAACGUGGUCAAUAUUCACGUUAGCCGUUAGCCUCAUGCUGUAGCGUUAGAGCCUCUUCGCUGGUUAAUAUUUUGCAACUUCUCUUUGUUCCACUUUAACGCAACUAACGAACCGCUAGGGUCAUGCAGAGGCCGACGCCUACGUACGAGAUAGCUAUGCAAUUUUUUUCAAUCUUAAAUUGCAUUGACACUUUAAAAGACGUUUCACGGCUUAAGGAAAUGGGUUACAUGCACAGCAGCCAGGUGUCCUGACCGCUUAGCGCUGAAGUCGUUGGUACGCGUCGACCUUUUGUGCUCCUUCCUCAGUAUUUUGGGUCGACUUUUAACGUUUCGUGUUGACGGGUGUCAAAGGGACCACGAGAGUCGUUUGGGCUCGCGAAAAUGUUGUCGCUAGGUUAGCCGCGUCUUUUUAAUGUUGAUGUGAAAGCAAAAUAGCUUCGACGACGCCCGAGGAUUUUGUCACCAGGAUGUCGUCGCAGGCUUGGUUUUUUUUGGUUUGUUUUUUUUUGUCAAUUUGUCACGCUGAAAAAAAUAGAAUCAUAAAAAUGCAGUAUAACUAAGAUUUGCAAAAGAAACUGUGUUUAUUUGAGACGAGGCUGUUAGCUUGUUGAGCUGUCUUUAAAUGAGAUGCCUUUGAUGUACGAUACUAGCAUGAAGUUAUUAUCAGAUAAUAUGAAUUACUCUGCUAAAAGCAUCAAGAAAGUAAUUGUAUUGUAAAAAAAAUCAUUGGAUUAAAUGAGUUUUUGUUCCUUCUUUAAGUGAUAUUGUUACAGUAGCUGCCGGUCUUUGUCCAUUCAAGUGCCUUUGCCGAGCAAACGACCGAAUGUGGUGCUUUCUUUGACCAAAGUAAACAAACAAAAUGGCCGCCUGACGCUGACGCUCUGAAGAGAGAAACAACUGGUUUUGAUUUGUGCUUGUUUACUUCUUUGAAUAAAAACAACGUUGCAACUGCACCACAUCUCACUGGCUUUCUUGUUGACUUGUGUGUCAAAUGCCUGAAGACAGUUUCGCAAAAGGCGCGCAGGCUUAGCUACGCGUCUUAAAAUGAAUGCUAUCCAUCCAUCGCU